CCCGCCGGGCACUCGGCAGCCAGGCUCGGUGGCCUGCAGCCCUCGCCUCCUGCCAAAAGCCGUACUCAUUCCUUGUGGCGUGGCACGAGAACGGCAAGCAAAGCAGCGGCGGAGCGGCUGCGGCAGGGCAGAGCGAGCGGUGGCUGUGCACACUUUUGUCCGACGGUUGUGCCAGUAAAAGACCGGCUUUGGGUUCGCAGAGGACAUAGCAUCCCUGCGGUGCUUUUGGCAUAGAAUCAUUAAGCUUGGAAAAGACCUUCAAGAUCAUCAAGUCCAACUGUCAACCCAACACCACCAUGCCUACUGAACCAUGUCCCGAAGUGCCACAGAAGUGUCCUGCCAGUCCAGCAUCAGGCAAGCGUAUUUUUUAGCACAGUCAAGCACCGGCUUCUUGUAACUUCUAGCACACGAGGACAGGAACAGUCAGCGACCGGGGCGAUGGCAUACGGGGUGGGGUGAGAAACAGCGCAUCUUGCCUUCUGCUUCCAGGCUCUCGGGCUCCCUCUUUUGGAGAGCACCAAUUUCCUCCUCUUGCAGGGCAGCGAAUGGGAUCGUAGGGUGGUAUUUGUGUGUCACAUAACUAAACCACUCCAGACUUUUUCCACUGUUUGGGGCUUGGGUUGCGUUUGGAGGGGUUUUUUUUAACAGUCUUGAGGGAUUGAACAAAAUUACCAUGCUUAAGCAUCAAUUGCUACUGCUUCCCCUGCAAUCAUGGAACCAAGCAGACAUUCCUGUUCCCCUACAGUAGCGACCAUUACGUAACGGCCUCUCUUCUGAUACUAAGAAACCACGAGUGUUCUCUGACACAUUUCAUAAUUUCACAAUGUUGGGUCACUGUGUGUCCUCUGGGGCUCUCAUCCAAGCCCGUCCGAAGUGAAGGGGAAAGUUCCUCUGGCUUUCAAACCCCAUGAGCCUCCAGAGUGAAAGCGCAUGCAGAAGUGUUCCCAGGUGCACUUAGCUCUUUCACAAACUUUGCCGAGACUUACCGGGAUGGGGUGUGAGCGCUGAGUCAGUCCAACGCAUCUCCUGGGAAGGCUUUCCAGCUUCUCUGGGGAAGAAUAGCAGCCCCUCGCGUUUGCCAUGUCUGACUUCCUGGAAGGAAGCAGGUGAAAGGCAGAAAAGGUCCACGAGUCUCUGGAAGGUACCACCUUACCCCAAGAUACCCCAUCUUGGGGGGCUUCACCCUGAGACUGCCAGCAGGUGCUUCUCCUGCCUACCCCAAAUUCAUCUCCCGUCAGGCAAGGGACCUACCUUACCAGUACGAGAGGGGAAUCUCACAAGCAUACUGUGGAUUUUUUGUUUGUACAUGCUACUUGAUUAUCUUUUACUGACCCACCCAGAAAGAGAAGAGAGGUCGAACAAAAAUCCUUGUCUUGUCACUUCUGCCUAGAACUGGCUGAAUUUUAUGACACGUGCUGGAGAAGCUGCCUGGGCCAUUGGAAAUGGAGCGGCUCAUGCUGCAUUUCUGAUCAGCAAAGCUUUCUGCAUGGAGUACAAGCAUCAAGUUGCCUUACGUUAAACCAUAAGCAAGUUGCACUAUUUGUUGCAACUGUACCGCUGAUACCACUCCAGACUUCACUAGGUCUUUCCAAGGCAGUAGUUUCUCAUGUAGUUUGAAUGUUUUCAACUGACACUUGAAUGUUUUUUUUUAUUAUUAUUAUUAUUAUUAAAUCUGGUGUGGCUGUGAAAAGUGUUUGUGGGGCAAACUUUUUGCUGUUAAGUUCAUGGUGCAUUUUGAAGCCUCACUUUCAAGUGUGAUCCGUGCUAUGGCAGCAACCUACAGGCUUAUGGUCACUUCUGUGAACUGCUACAGCAGUGUGGUGAUAGACCAGCACUUUCAGCACACUGUGCAUUACUGCACAGGGACUUGCCAAGUCUUUAAGCAAGGAGUUACAUGCGUAGUUGCCCACCACAGUGUCUGCGCAGAGCUCAGUGUCCAAGGUGCCAACCUAGACCAUAAAAUUCCCAUUCCUGAAAAUGGACUUGCCUUGCCUGGAAAUGAGGACUAUCAGCAAAUCCUUCCAAAUAAUCCAAGAAUCAAAAAGGGCUCUUCAGUGCAAGCCUCCAGCAGUUUAAAAGACAUUACUGGUGAGGCGAUAAACCUUGCCAGUGGUAAAAUAAAGGAAUUCUCCUUUGAAAAGCUCAAAAACUCUUCCAGUCAUGUGGCCUACAGAAAGGGAAGGAAAGUUCGUUCAGAAUCAUUCAGCAGACGAUCAUUUGAUUUUGACUUGAUUUAUGGGCAAUUCAGCAAUGAUGAGAACUGCCCUCCAUGUGCCUUUUUGCAGAGUCCCUCACCUGUGGAGAAAUGGCAGGAGAGCAAUGAUGCUCCAGAAGUCACCAUGAAUCCCAUGGUUCCCUUCUCCCCUCAUUCCUUUGCUGAAGAAAACUUCAUUACCCAGAUUUUGGAAAAACACAAGCUAGAUGGUUCUUCUGGUGGAGAUAUUAAGGUGUGCUUAGACAUCUUGCUCAAGUGCUCAGAGGAUCUGAAAAAGUGCACAGACAUCAUAAAACACUGCAUCAAAAAGAAGUCUGCAGGCAGUGUUAGUGGAGGGAACAGCAAUGAUCUCCUGGCUAAUUCGGAAAUGGUAUAUAUGAAUCUGAUGACAAGAUUUUCUUCGUACCUGAAAAAGCUACCCUUUGAGCUCAAGCCGCCAGGACACAAGGAAGCUAGUGACUUGGCAGAACUAGUUAACUGUUUUCACGGCUUGCAGCAAGCUCCCUUUCCCCCAGUAUUCGGAGAUGAGCAGCCACCUAGGUAUGAAGAUAUUAUUCAGCUGCCAUCCUCGAGUGCAGUUCCUCUUGGACUACCAGGUGAUCAGCAUGAGGUGACAAGCACCCCUCAGUCCAUCCAAACAAGUACUGUGAGCUUUACCUCAAACUCCCUUCACAGCGUCCCACAGGAGAACAGUGUGAGAGCUGUGAAAGAUGCUUGUGCUCUACCUCAGUUACCAGCCAAAAGCCCUUCUGACUGCACAUCUCCCGCUGAGGCUCUGUACAUUGAGGAGGAGUCUGAUGGGGAAAGAACAUUAGGGAAAAUAAAGAAGGCAGAGCAGAAAGGGGGCUGGGAGAGUUUAGAGCACAGCUACCAGCUAGCUGGUUGUUCAGAUCUAACUGCCGAUGUUAAAGUGGAACAUGCCAGAGUGGGAGGUGUUGAGCUCCCCCAUGCUUCUGAGAAAAUUACUUCUUUAAAACCAGUUUCAGAUUCUGCAUUGUGUCGUUCCCAAGCUGAUGUCUCCAAAGGAGAACAGAUGUGCAGCACGGUAGACAAGGAUGAGAUAGACAAACUGCUGCUGGAUUUGGAGUGCUUCUCACAGAAAAUGGAGAGUACUUUGAGGGAACCCUCUCUAAAGGAGAGUGAACCUGCCCGUUUGCAGGUGUUUGGCUGGCAGGGUAGGCAGGUACUACCUCUGGCUCUUGAACCCAAAAGUAAACCCAUUGACCCCACUUCCCCGUUGUCAAAAAUCAUGGAAACCAAUGGUCAUAAAAUGGAAGAGGAUGACAAAGCCCUUUUACUGCGUAUCCUGGAAAGCAUUGAGGACUUUGCCCAGGAACUAGUGGAAUUCCAGACAGGCAAGGGAAGCUUGUCCAAGGAGAGGGAAGUGAUGCAGAUUCUUCAGGAGACUUUAACAACUCCUUCACAGUCCCUCCUUGCAGGGCAGAAAAGCUAUGCUGGGGCUGCCUCUAGAGACUCUGUUCCAGCUUCAAUUCAGCAGGCCCCAGAAGUGAUUAAGGUUCAAAGUAAACAAGAGAAAAAACCUGGAACUUCAUCCCCAGUCCCUUUGAACUCCGCAGUUAGCACUUGCACUCUUCUGCCUGUGAAUAAAGCCACCAGCAGUAGCCCUUUGUCGAUAAACAUUCCACGUUUCUACUUCCCUAAAGGACUUCCGAAUGUCUGCACUAAUCAUGAAGAAAUCAUCACCAGGAUUGAAGAAGCCUUUAUGGAGUUUGAAGAUGAGAAAGCCAAUAUCUGUGAAAUGGGGAAGAUUGCUAAGAUAUGUGGCUGCCCACUCUACUGGAAAGCACCGAUGUUCAAUGCAUCGGGAGGAGAAAGGAUGCGAUGUGUAUCUGUACACUCAUUUGUAUCCAUGUGGAGAAAAAUCCUGUGUAACUGCCAUGAUGAUGCAUCCAAAUUCACAUACCUUUUAGCGAAGCCUAGCUGUGACUACCUAGAACAGGAGGACUUCAUCCCGCUGCUUCAGGAUGUGGUGGAAACUCAUCCUGGCCUGACGUUCCUGAAGGAUGCUCCGGAGUUCCAUUCCCGGUAUAUUACGACGGUUAUACAGAGAAUAUUCUACACAGUCAAUCGAUCCUGGUCUGGGAAGAUCACUCUAACAGAGCUGAGGAAAAGCAACUUCUUGCAAACUCUUGCUCUCUUGGAAGAAGAGGAUGACAUAAAUCAGAUCACAGAUUAUUUCUCCUACGAGCACUUCUAUGUUAUAUACUGUAAAUUCUGGGAGCUGGACACUGACCAUGAUCUUUACAUCAGCCAGAAGGAUCUGGCUAGGUACAGUGAUCAAGCUUUAUCAAACAGGAUUAUUGAGCGAAUAUUCAGCGGCGCUGUGGUGAGAGGCAAUGAAGUUCAAAAGGAAGGCCGCAUGAGUUAUGCUGAUUUUGUGUGGCUCCUGAUUUCGGAGGAAGACAAAAGGAGUGCUACAAGCAUUGAGUACUGGUUUCGGUGCAUGGACCUGGAUGGGGAUGGAGUACUCUCCAUGUAUGAACUGGAGUAUUUUUAUGAGGAGCAGUGUGAGCGGAUGGAAGUGAUGGGCAUAGAACCACUGCCAUUUCAUGACUUGCUGUGUCAGAUGCUUGACCUUGUUAAGCCAGAGAGGGAAGGAAGAGUAACUCUGCGAGACCUGAAGAGGUGCAGAAUGGCUCAUGUAUUCUACAACACCUUUUUUAAUUUAGAGAAAUAUCUGGACAAUGAACAGAGGGAUCCCUUUGCAGUGCAAAAGGACAUUGAAAAUGAUGGCCCUGAACCCUCUGACUGGGACAGAUACGCUGCUGAAGAGUACGAGAUUCUUGUGGCUGAGGAGUCUGGGAACGAACAGUUACAAGAAGGGCUUGCCCAUGAGAGAGCACUGCUCCUGGAAGAGGAAUUUCAUCAAGACAUAGUGGAUACUCAGAGUGGCUGCAAGGAUGCCGUGGCUGUAUCGAGGGCUACAAUCACCAAAAAUAAGAUAAGAGAAAGGUGUCGUCUUGCUCAAGACAGCAGUGAAGCGUCAUGUUUCACUGGAAGCUUAAGCUGAUCUGAAAACUUCUCUGCCAUGCUGUGCUUUAUACAUCCGUCUGUGAGGUGAAGAGAGUCUGUUCCAUGGUGAAUGUAUACACACAGUGUUGUCUGAAGGCAGAACCAAAUGUUGAAUCUGACCAACACAAGCUCUUAAUGCAGAUAAAAGCAUUGGUUUUGCAGAAAUCCUUUCUUGCAGUCCAGGCUAUGGCCUGCCUGGUAGAAGUGGGCACCGCUUUGUUUGCUGUUCCAGAAACCAGUUUCAACCAGCUGAUGUACCUGGAAGCCACAGUUGCCUUCAUGGAAAGAGAUUUUUCUCUAUAGGAAGGGAAAUAAGGAGGAAGAGGCCAUCUUUUAUCAGCUGCUGCUAGGAAUGAAUCCCCCUCAUCUGAGCAGCAAGGAGCCAGGGCAGAAUGCUGAGUAAUCUUACUCAGGGGCAGAUAGGGUGGGACAAAGACACAGGAUCAGAUGAUGUUGGUGUAGGCAGCUUAGACUAUUUUUCCUGUCUCCCUCCAGUCGGCUGAUGGCUCAGUUGCUCACUUUUCGUGAACGCAGCAGCAUAAGGACGGGAAAGGGAAUAAGUACAUCACUGAACUGCCUAGUGACAAAGUGUGUGUGUGUUUGCCAGAAGGAAGGACAAAGAAUUUCCUGCAGUAAUUUGCCUUCUCUUGAACAAGCCAGAGUUGCCAUGGUUGACUCUUGAGGAAUGGGUGUUUAAUCUACAUAUCUACAUGAGCCUAUAUGUGUAUCUAUGUGACUGUGAAGUUUUGAAACUGGCCUGGAAGGAGAGAAGGUGAUUCUCUUUAGUGCUAAUCUCGUGGAAGAGCUGUCCUUUGGAUGUUUCCUAGCCACAAAAGUGGAAAGCAUUUUUUCCAAGAUGGGAAAGGCAGGCACUAUGGAGCCAUAAGGAGCAAAAGAGUGAAGUGGAAAAGUAACUCACAUGGGAAAGGACAAUAGGAAGCCCCUUUUGAAGAAGACAUGAGAAGGUUUAGUCCAGAAGCAAAAGGCACUAGAAAAAAAAUUAUAAUGGAGCUGCA
Molecule: messenger RNA, 6264 nt
Organism: Egretta garzetta (little egret)
Lineage: Eukaryota; Metazoa; Chordata; Aves; Pelecaniformes; Ardeidae
Gene: PPP2R3A
Product: protein phosphatase 2 regulatory subunit B''alpha
Exons: 14
Coding region: 1725-5246 (1173 amino acids)
Biological process (GO): protein dephosphorylation
Cellular component (GO): protein phosphatase type 2A complex
Molecular function (GO): protein phosphatase regulator activity; calcium ion binding
Source: RefSeq, a predicted model, not a curated record